This is a messenger RNA of Baudoinia panamericana UAMH 10762, 930 nucleotides long. RefSeq lists its product as uncharacterized. Lineage: Eukaryota; Fungi; Ascomycota; Dothideomycetes; Mycosphaerellales; Teratosphaeriaceae. The transcript has 3 exons. The record is from RefSeq and is a predicted model, not a curated record. The coding region runs from base 270 to 764 and encodes 164 amino acids.
ACCUCCCGGCCUUGCACAAGAGCCGUUGACGAUUGCAUGAGCUUGUACGACAGUCCAUUAGACGUAGCCAUCUCCGCCAAGGUGAACAGCGCGCGUGUCACCUCCUGCGUCCGCUACUCUCCACCCUCCGACGCCUCAACCCAGCACCGCUACUUGUAUCGCUAUCCUAGUUAUCAUGGCGCCUUUCCAUGCCGCAACAGCAGCUUGUCUGGAUAGUAACAGGCUGUAGUACCGAGCUGGCCAACGCGGGCUAUUCGGGGUAGCCGUCCAUGGAGGAGGUGCCGUAUGAGACUCGACUUGCGCAGCUGCAUACCUAUAUUUUCAGACUUCCACCAUCUGCAAUCAAUCAUGCCUCACAUCCGGCGGCGCGGGAGGGGCCGCUCACUCGAGUAACGGUGUGUACCCUGCAGCCACUCGGGCGGGACCCUGGCCUUACUGUCGCAGAAGCUUAUGCGGUGCGGCGUGGACCCGUACUGGGUCAUUUUCCAAGGCUUUACGGCCCAUGCUGCCAGCAAGCUCUGCCUCGACCGACUACCAACGUACUCUGUCGCGGAAACCGCGCCGCUCGGCUAUUCAGAGGUGAUCACCGUCGAUCCCGGCAUGUACCGCAACGAGAUGACUUCACACUCCACUCACGAAUGGACCUUGAAGCCGCUCACACGGCUAGCAUGGAGCUGGCCGCGGACCAGAUUGCCGCGUCAGACCGGACGGGAGAGACACACUGCCAGCCUCUGCAUGACAUGUUAACCCGGGUGGACUUGUAGAUCCAGGGGAACGGGCCUGUUGAUUUGGCGAAGGUUGCUGGCAUUGCGGUGGACAUGGUGAGAAGGGAGGGGUGGGCGGUGGGAAAACAGUGGCAGGCUUUCUUUCCGUUCGGGAGAGAUGCUAUGGAGACGGCGAGGAGGUAUGCGCAGGGGGUGUUGGAGGUGU